AUGCUCGUGGGAAACCGUUCCCUCUUGCUCUUAUGGGCCUCGGCCGCCGCCAUGGCCAGCGCUCAGGCGCUCGGUGACCUCCCAGGCUGUGGUCAAACAUGUAUCGCCCAGGCGCUGGACAAGAAGGCGGCCCUCGGCUGCCCCGACGGCGCUCAGGCGUGCCUGUGCGCCAAGCCCGACUACCACAACGCCAUCAACGACUGCGUGGCCCAGUCCUGCGCUGCCGACCUCCGCGCUGUCGUGCUCACCUACGUGACCAACACCUGUGCCGCGGCAGGAGCACCCGCCGCGACCACACCGCCCCCCGCAGCGACGCCGACGCCCGCCACUUCGGCGCCUCCCCCGGCGGAGAGCACACAUAGCAGCGCGCCUCCUGCGGCCACGCCGAGCAGCAGCGCGGCCCCGAGCACGAGCAGCCCGCCUCCCGCGCCGGCGGCGAGCUCCACGUCGAGCUCUGCCUCGAGCUCCAGCUCUGCCCCGACUCCGGUUUCCAGCUCUGAAAGUAGCUCCAGCACGACUGCUGCCGCCGCAGCCACCACCACAUCUGCCUCGAGCACCUCCACCCCGGCAUCGAGCUCGUCCGCGUCCCCUACCUCGACGUCGACGCCGGAGCCCGCAGCGGGCGGCGGCGGCAUGAGCACCGGCGCCAAGGUCGGCGUCGCCGUCGGCGCCUCGGCCGGCGCGGUCGCCCUCAUCGCCCUGGCCGCCUGCGCCUUUGUCACGCGCCGCCAGAAGCGGAGGCGGGGCGGCAAGGGCGGCGGCUCGAGCGGCCACUCGUACAACAUCUCGGACCCGCUGCCCGGGUCCGGCCGCGACUACGCCGGCUGGUCGGACCCCGAGGGCCACCACCACCACUCGUCGUCGGAGCUCGAGAUGAAGUCGAGGCGGUACGAGGACAUGCUGCCGAGGCAGACGCCGCGGACGAUGAUCUAG
Thyridium curvatum is the source of this 933-nucleotide messenger RNA. RefSeq lists its product as uncharacterized. The record is from RefSeq and is a predicted model, not a curated record. Lineage: Eukaryota; Fungi; Ascomycota; Sordariomycetes; Thyridiales; Thyridiaceae. The transcript is spliced from 4 exons. The coding region runs from base 1 to 933 and encodes 310 amino acids.